Pomacea canaliculata is the source of this 2099-nucleotide messenger RNA. RefSeq names its product WW domain-containing oxidoreductase-like. The transcript has 8 exons. NCBI's taxonomy places the organism in Eukaryota, Metazoa, Mollusca, Gastropoda, Architaenioglossa, Ampullariidae. The record is from RefSeq and is a predicted model, not a curated record. The coding region runs from base 87 to 1310 and encodes 407 amino acids. Gene Ontology annotation, molecular function: protein binding.
UUUAUUACAAGGGGAUUUUCUCGGAAGUAGCGAAUGACGCCUGCGCUGUGUUACCAUACACAGCAUCCGGUAAAAAGUCCAUUAAUAUGCUGAGCGGAUUGGAAACGGAUAGCGAAGAUGAAUUACCUCCCAGCUGGGAAGAGCGGGUUAAUCUUGACGGCAAAGUAUAUUAUGCAAAUCAUGAAACAAAGUGUACGCAGUGGAAACACCCAGUAACUGGCAAGAGAAAAGCAGUCAGUGGAGAGCUACCCUUUGGCUGGGAACGCUGCAUGGGGGAAGAUGGAACAGUGUUUUUUGUAGAUCACAUAAAUCAGAAGACAACAUACACAGAUCCAAGACUAGCAUUUGCAGAAGACAUGAAAACCUCUGCAUUAGAUUUUCACCAAAAGUUUGAUGCAGGCAGUACAGCACUUCAGGUGUUGCAUGGCCGGGACCUUACUGGACGCUACGUUAUUGUUACCGGAGCUAACAGUGGCAUAGGAUAUGAGACUGCACGCUCAAUUGCUUUGCAUGGAGCCACUGUGGUCAUGGCAUGUCGUAACCUUCAGUCUGCACAUGCAUGCCAAGCAGCUAUAUUGAAGGAACAAUCCAAAGCCAAAGUGGAGGUUAUUCACCUUGACCUUGCCAGGCUGAAAAGUGUGCGAGAGUUUGCUGAAGCCUACAAAAGAACAGGCUGGCCUUUGCACAUCCUGAUCUUGAAUGCUGCUGUCUUUGGCAUUCCAUGGGAGAUGACUGAAGAUGGUUUGGAAAUGACCUUUCAAGUAAACCACCUGGCACACUUCUACCUUGUACAUCUACUUCAGGAACAGCUCAUUAGUUCAGCACCUGCUCGAAUUGUUGUUGUUUCCAGUGAAUCACAUAGGUUUCAGGACUGGACUAAAGAGACAGUCUCACUAGACACUCUUUCCCCUCCUGCUCAUAAGUACAGUGACCUCCGAGCAUACAAUGACUCCAAGCUGUGCAAUGUUCUUUUUGCUUGGAGUCUUGAUGAUAAGCUUCGUGGUCAAGGAGUGCGAUCAUUUUCUCUUCACCCUGGUAACAUGAUGAGCACAUCUUUAUCACGACAUUGGUGGCUGUACAGACUGCUUUUUGCUCUUGUUCGGCCAUUUACCAAGUCCAUGCAACAAGGUGCAGCAACAACAGUGUACUGUGCCGUGUCUCAAGCCUUAGAUGGUGUUGGGGGGCUGUACUUUAACAACUGCUGUUGCUGUGAACCCUCUGCCAGUUCCUUAGAUGCAGAACUGGCCAGCGCAUUGUGGAAGUUUUCCAACAAAUUAUUACAAGAGAAAAUUAAUGAUGAUGAAUGGUGACACCAGCAAAGAACAUUACAACUAAAAAUUGCUAAAGUAUACAUGUGCGCAUGUGUGUGCUUGCACACACAAGCAUAUAUGAACAUGUAUAAGGGGAUCAAAAGGAUAAUAAACAUUGUGAGUCUUUCUGCCAUUUUAAAAACUUUCUUUUUCCUUAUCAGUGUUGAUAGGAGUUUUAAAAUCUGAUAAUAAAUGGUUUCAUUGUUGAUAGGAGUUUUAAAAUCUGAUAAUAAAUGGUUUCAUUGACAAUUUGAAAUUAAUCACAAUUUUGCAGAUACAGAUUUACUGCUACCAUAAUGAUGAUGGGGUUAUGACAGUCUGAUUUAAGUGAUUUCGUUGCAAUCAUCAAUGCCAACUCAUUUCUUAAAUAUAUACACAGAAAUUUAAAGUAUUGGAAUUUCAUUACCAUUUGACGGAGAUCCAAACUACUUGUAUCUUUACUCCUAACUGUGUGUUAAAUGUCUGUAUGAGUAUGUAUGCCUGCCCUUGUGAGCAAAGAAAAAUUUCUGUCCUGGGUCAUAUUAAUCUUGUUGCUGGCCUGUAAAUCUUUGGGGUAGUAAAAGCUGAGAUAAUUCAAGCCAUGUCUCAUAAUGAUUAAUCUGCAAGAAAUUUAGAUUUGCCAGUUGAUCCUGAUUGAAAAUUUAUUUAUGAUUGUAAAAAAUACUGGAAUGUACUAAAACCUGUUAAAAUAAAGAAAACAAAUAAAAAGUAUAUUUUGAUAGUGUGUUUCCUGCUUUAAAGUAGGCUCAUUGUGUGAUAAAUUAUGUUACAUUAAAAGAACUGAUUCUU